GCGCGCGACGGCUCAACAGCUGCUCGUGACGUCGUCCGUUCAAACAGCGAACUGCGCGGGAGAGAUGGAGACGCUCGGCUCGGGAGCGGAGGAGGACGGUUUCACCGCACACGCCAAGGACAAGCGAAGCUAUGUCAUCGCGAGCCAGGAGGAGCUGGUCCGCCAACUCGAGCGCCUGCCCUCCUCGGGCUGCGUGGAGUUCCCGGACGUGUUCCACUCUCCGCACCUCUCGUACUACGAGCGCUUCAAGGUGUACCAGGACUACAUACUAGGCGACUGCCGUCCGUCCGAGGUGCGGGGCUUCAUGGGCGAGUACCUGGAGGAGACGGUGGAGUCAUGCGGGUGGAGCGCCGUGUGGAGGACCGGAGCUUUCGACGUCCUCGUGGAGGUGCAGGCAGUCUACUUUGACGACCUCAAGGCGCUGGUGACUCUGGCUGAGCCGUUGCUGUUCGAGUACUCCGCCGCGGCGGCGGCGUCGGCGUCGUCGUCGUCGGCGUGCGAUUCCCCGUGCCGUGUCGGCACCCCGGAGGCCACGGCUGCCGCUCCCCCGCCGUGUCGCGGCGAGGCAGAGCAGAUCCUGGAGCGGUCUGGCGGGCGCGUGGACCUGCGCGACCUCUGGGUGGUGUACGACGAUUCGGGCCGGCUGGACCGCACGGCGCUCGCCAUCGAGCACGUCCGUUUCUUCCUGGGGCACAUCUGGAGGGCGUGGGACGAGGAAGAUGACGACGAUUACGAUUACUUUGUGAGAUGCGUCGAUCCAAGACUCAAACUGUACUACGACGUGCUGGAGGGGCGCCUCCCGGCGGGGCUGGUGAGCGAGUACGCCCGCCUGCGCUCGCACUUCGACGCCACCUACGCCGAGUUCUGCCUCCUGCGCGGCUCCAUCACGGAGGGGACCGACGCCGAGGAGAUGGAGCAGGACGGAGCCAAGGUGGCCCGCGGCGUGGAGCUCUACGAGAAUCUGGAGACCGCCAAGCGCAAGCUCCAGAUCAUGGAGAACCCAGUGCUUCGCUUCGUGCUGGGAUACCAGGCGAGUGCGGGGGGAGAGGCGCGAGUGGCGCGCGGACCCCGGUCCGACGGCGCCGUGACGGCGCACGUGGUGGUGCGCUCCGUGUCGUUCGCCACGCUCGGCGCGCUCACCCGCUCGCUCGCCGAAUCGCUCGGCGCCGGCGUCGGCGACGAGCAGAUGAUACACUUCCACAGCAGCCUGCAGGGAGCGCUGGACGCGUGCUACGAGGGAGACCGCAUCGUGCUGUGCCCAGGCGUCUACUCCGAGGAGGGCUUCUGCAGCAUCGCGGAGUCGGUCAGCAUCGAGGGGUUCGGCGUCGCCGACGACGUGGUGAUCGAGAUGCGUGGGCGGGGCGACGUGUUCGUGGAGUGCAGCGCGCGGCACGUGACGAUCUCCAACAUCAAGUUCAUCCAGCACGACGCCACCGAGGGCAUCCUGCGUGUGCUCCGUGGAGAGACGGAGCUGCACGAAUGCGUGCUGCAGUGCGAGACCUCCGGGGUCACGGUGAGGCCCAAAGCCCACCUGACCUUAAAGAACUGUGACCUCUACGGGGCAAAGGGAGCGGGAGUGGAGGUGUACCCAGGCAGCACCUGCAUCCUGCUUGGCAAUGGGAUUCACCACUGCCGUGAGGGCGUUCUCAUCAUGGACUUCAUGGAGUCUCUCUAUGACAUGCCCAAGCUGUCCAUGAGGAACAACCUCAUCAGCAAGAACGACGGCCACGCCGUCAGCCUCGUGAAACCAGAAGCCUCGAAGCCCCCCGGCUGCCACGCGGAGAAGCACGGACAAUUCAAGCUCAACAACAACAACGCAGCCGGCGACCUCGGACAGAGCCCGUCGCUACCGUCUCGCGAGGGCGCUGCGGAGGAGAAGGGGGGCGACGAUGGCGGGCGGGCGACGGCGACGACAGAUUUGUUGGAGCCGGAGGAGGCGAUCGCGGUGGAGCUGGUGAACUCGUCGCAGACGAAGAGGGAGUGGAGGGAAAGCGCCGCCGCCGCCGUCGCCGCCGCCGGCAACCCUGAGCAGCCGAUGGAAACGCAGGCGUGCGGGGGAGACGCGGCGACGACGGGAGACCUUCCCGCCGAGAUGUUCAUCUCCAUCGUGGGCAACUCGUUCCGCCACAACGGAAAGGGCAGUUUCGGAAUCCUCUACUACUGACCGACUCCUGCGCGGCGCGGGGGGCGGGGGGGUCGUCCGGCGUUGUCGCCCCCCCCCCCACCCCCUCCCCCCUCGGUCGACGCGGCCGCCGCACGUCAGAGGGACUUGGAGGACCUCACCAACUCCAGAUCGCGGCAUGAUUGACGUUGGUGCCGCUAUGCAUCGCCCCUCCUUCCCUCCUACCAGAUCGCGCGGCCGUUGCUCGGUCGACACCCGACCUCUUGCAAACUCGCCGCCACUACCAUCUGACGUUUGGGGGCUUCUCCUUGUCUACACAAGUUGGCACGUGCUACAGUCUCCAUCAUCACCGCCACCACCACCACCUUGGUCGCUAGCCCCCUGGGCACCACUCCGGCGUCCGUCGCGGUCACCUGACCUCCAGCACCCCCCGCGCACACGCUUCCCACCCAUCAGCAUCCACCAGCAUCCACCUACUCUUCCUGGUGGCAUCUACGCCGCUCUCAUGCCACGCUCCGGUCUCGACCUAUCCUCCUCCAUCCUUCGCGCGCGUCCACAUCCAUACCAACCUCCUCCUCUCCCUGAUGGCACCUGCAGCUCUUUCCUGCCACGCUCUCGUGUGUCGGAGCCCCCGGGGGCGUCGUCGCGCUUCCGUGGCAGCCGCCCUCUUCAGCUGCCGGAGCCUCCCUCGGCAGCCGCUAGAGGCCACCGCUCCUCCCCUCCCGAUGCACGAAACACACGGCGGGUCCCCACCGCCUGCGGAUUUCACGUCGCUGCGAUGAACCCAG
Molecule: messenger RNA, 2910 nt
Organism: Lethenteron reissneri (Far Eastern brook lamprey)
Lineage: Eukaryota; Metazoa; Chordata; Hyperoartia; Petromyzontiformes; Petromyzontidae
Gene: SHCBP1
Product: SHC binding and spindle associated 1
Biological process (GO): fibroblast growth factor receptor signaling pathway
Source: RefSeq, a predicted model, not a curated record